UCUUUCUCUCACUCCCCAACCGACAUGCAGCUGAAAUCCUUCAAGAGACCCUUUUUUCUAUAAAUAAGACGACGAGCCAUCCAGCGGAUAUGCUGGUUUGCCACGCACCCCUUUGCAGAUCCUUUGCUUUUCACAAAAGCACACGCCAACAGGCGCCAGUAUUAUUGCGUCCGUAGCUGGAACAACUGGAACAACGCAGCAACAGCAGCUGCCAGCCUUUUAAAAAAAAACCAUCCGCCAGCACUCACACACUCAACCAAAACAACAAAAAAUAUGGCUUCCAUCGGCCGUUGAAGACAAGGACAACAAGUUGAGAUAGUUUCUUCUGUGUAUCUCAGAGAAAGAGAGGUGCAACGCCCAUAUUUCAUUUGUGGCCGUGAACAAAACAUGGCACAAAGGUUCAGUCUCGGCAACGAUGACAUGCCACCAGUGGUUCCCGGUCGAAGUCGUUCGCCGUCCUACGUCCGAAGUGUAUCCGCUUCCCAAGUGCCGACCAUGUCCUCGUCGUCGUCACAGAACAACAACAAACCGCCGCCCGUUCCAAGAAACUCGCUCAUACGUAGUAAAAGUGCUCAACUCUACCAACAACAACAACAGGGUAUUCAAGUAAUGACGUCAUUGCCGUCAGCUCCGUUCGUAAAGGUCAACCACCACGAUCCGUCCGCUGGAGGCAACAACCACCAAAACAACAACAACAACAACAACAAAGAACACCGACAGAAUUCUGUCCACGCAACGACUCCCGCAGACGUCGAACCGAUUUUAUUAUCCAAGAGUUUCACCUUCGAAUCACCAAAUGGCGUCCGUCGCAAAAUUCCCGUAACGCCCGUCCUCUCCACCGGACCCAAAAAAUCCAAUCAACAUCACGACACUCUUCAUUAUCGACACGGAACUUUGGUAUUUCCAUCGGACAUUGUUGUCCAGCCAUCGGCAAAGGCCAUUGACUCGUCCAGCCUUUUAACUUCCGUAUUGAACUCGCCAAGUCAAAGUCCGUCGGAGGCGGUGAUGAGUCCGGCCGCCAGCAGCCCACCGAUAAUCCAGUUCAGCCAUCCAGCAGCGAUUUUCAAUCAGUUCGUCGUGUCGCUCGUCGAUCACAGCGUUUUGAAGUUGUGCCAAGAUGGUGACGCUGGCGCCUUGUCCCGAUACCUCAGCCUCCACCACGACAAAGUUUCAGCCAGAAAUUUAAAUGCCACAGAUCAAACGGGAAAAUCAGGUUUGUUGCAUGCGGCAAUGACAGGAAAUGUGGCCAUCGCCCGUCUUUUAAUCAAAUUACCUGGCCUUGAAGUCAAUUUGGCUGAUAACGAGGGUAACACUGCCCUUCACCUGGCCUCACAAGCAGGUCACGCAGAUGUCGUUAGUCUACUGACAUUGUGUCCAAAUUUAUCCAUCGACAUACGUAACAACGCCGGCCUUACUGCUUUAAUGAAAGCUGCUUUGCAAGGCCGAGUUCGAUGCACUCGGCUGCUUCUAUUGGCCGGAGCUUCGCCCGUCCUAAGAGAUUUCGGCCGGGGAUUAUGUUCGGUGGAAUGGGCCCGUCUGACGGGCCGUACUAAAUGCGCUGAAAUUAUCGACAAGUACAUGGACAAGAUGCAAUUGAAUCCCGGACUGGGAUUGAAAACGUUUCAUCACGGUGGAGUUGUAGCCUCUUCUGAGCCAAGCCUCCAGCAAUUCUCUAAACGCUCAUCGCUCGUCCUCCUCCCAUCGGGCAAAACCAAAGACUCUUGGGUUAAAAAUACGCUGAAAAAAGCCAUUCGAAUUGUAAGCGGUGGAGGAUCGGAUCAAAAUGGAAACAGUAAAGGAUCGACGUUUAGCAUUGCGUCUCAAUUGACGGGCAGUGGAGUCAUGGGCGCCAGUGUUUUAUUGCCCGGCGAUCCGUCUCGAAGAUCUUCCAUGCCCGUCUUGCCUACAAAUAACUCGGGCGGAGCUGCUGGUUUUGUUGCCGAACUGUUUGAUCGACAUCGUUCACAAGGUCGUUCGCAAUCGCAUCAUCCGCCGACCUCUUUCAACGUGCCCAGGAUUCAAGUCUCUUACUGGAACAAUACGGUAGGAGGCAACAUCCCUCCACCACCGUCCAGCACACCGAAAAUUAUACCGGGCGAAAUGAGACCGCAAACGAGUAGCCGCAACCGGCAAUGUUCAAAGAGUUCAACUCGAUCCUGAAAUGUUUUUAAUGGGAAGGUAAAUCUUGAAAAUUGAAAAACAGAUGAUUGCGAGUAAAAUGUGUUGAAAAUAUGUAAUGUGAUGGAUGUCCAUAAACCAAAACAAAACGACAAA
Messenger RNA from Daphnia magna, 2274 nucleotides. RefSeq lists its product as uncharacterized. Lineage: Eukaryota; Metazoa; Arthropoda; Branchiopoda; Diplostraca; Daphniidae. The record is from RefSeq and is a predicted model, not a curated record. The transcript has 7 exons. Gene Ontology annotation, molecular function: protein binding. The coding region runs from base 388 to 2160 and encodes 590 amino acids.